AUGGAUCCCGAGGCGGCUGGGGACGAACUGUCCCGCCUGCGCGCCCUCUUCCUGGCGUGCGACGCCAGCGGCUCGGGCCGCAUCGAGCGGGAGGACUUCGCUGCUCUCUGCGCCGAGCUGCGGGUGCAGCCGGCCGAGGCCGAGGCCAUCUUCCAGCGCCUCGACAGCGACCGCGACGGGGCCAUCACUUUCCCGGAGUUCGCCCGUGGCUUCCGCGGCGCCACGCGGCCGCAGCCCGCUGGCAGCGAGCCGGGGGGCGAGGACAUGGAGGAGGAAGAGGCGUCAGCGGUUUGGGUCGCCGCGGGGCUGGAACAACCCUGGAAGGACUUCGAGGUGCGGCUCGGGGACGAGGCGAGGUACAUCCCCAGACAAGAGCAGGUCAGUGUUCUGUAUCAGAACAUACACAUAGCAGAACCAAGAUUAAUCCAGCCAUAUGAGCAUGUCAUUAAGAACUUCAUCCAAGAGAUCAAACUUCAAAGCACAGAGAUGGAAACUCUGGCCAUAGCGGUAAAAAGGGCUCAGGACAAAGCAGCAGUUCAACUCAGUGAAUUAGAGGAAGAAAUGGAACUACGGAUACAGGCUGCAGAGCAUAAAGUUAAAAAGGAAGAGAAGCAAAAGGCUGAAGAAGCACUAAAUGAGCUGAAGCGCCAGUAUGACACUGAAGUUGGGGAUCUUCAGGUGACAAUAAAAAGACUUAAAAAGCUGGAGGAGCAAUCCAAGUCUGUCAAUCACAGGGAAGAUGUAGUUGAACUGAAAAAAAGGAUACAUGAUAUGUUGCUGGAAAAUCAGAGACUUAGGAAAGAUCUCUUAGAAGCGCAGACAAAUAUAGCUUUCUUGCAGAGUGAAUUAGAUACCUUGAAAAGCGAGUAUGCAGAUCAGUCUUUGAACACUGAGAGGGAUCUAGAAAUUAUUCGAGAGUAUACUGAAGACAGAGAUAAUCUUGAAAGACAAAUUGAAAUACUUCAAUCAGCUAAUAGAAAAUUACAUGACAGCAACGAUGGUUUAAGAAGUGCACUUGAAAACAGUUUCAGCAAGUACAACAGAUCAUUGCGGUUGGCAAAUACCUCACCAGGAAGUACCAUUUCUAGAAGCAGUCCUAAAUUUAAUGGUGAACAUUCUCCUUUAAAUCCACGGUAUGACAGGUCGUCUCAUUCUUCUUGUGUCGAUGAAGAUUAUGAUGCUUUAGCCCUUUGUGACCCGAUGCAAAGGAUAAACUGUGAAGUUGACAGCUUACCUGAGAGCUGUUUUGACAGUGGUUUGUCUACCCUGAGAGAUUCAAAUGAGUAUGAUUCAGAAGUGGAAUAUAGGCAUCAAAGGAUUUUUCAAAGGUCACAGUGUAUGCAAGAAGUCUUUGGUGGUGAUGCUUCUGAUACAGAUGUUCCAGAGAUCAGAGAUGAAGAAGCAUACAGUCCUGCUAACAGCACUGCAGUUUUAGACUGGAAGCCCUCGCGACCAGUGAGUCGAAGCAGCUCAGUUGCUUCAACGAGGAAAUACAUAUCUGCUCUCGCCCCUCAGUCAGAUGCAGCUGAAUGCACUCCAAAAUACCCCAGUACAGAGAAGGCUUACAAAAUUGUUCUUGCUGGAGAUGCAGCAGUGGGAAAAUCCAGUUUUCUUAUGAGACUUUGCAAGAAUGAAUUUCAAGGCAAUACCAGUGCAACUCUAGGUGUGGAUUUUCAAAUGAAAAGACUAAUUGUUGAUGGAGAACCUACAGUGUUACAGCUGUGGGAUACGGCUGGGCAGGAAAGAUUUCGAAGUAUUGCUAAAUCAUACUUCAGAAGAGCAGAUGGUGUCUUACUGCUAUAUGAUGUAACAUGUGAAAAAAGCUUUAUUAAUGUGAGAGAAUGGGUGGAUAUGAUUGAGGAUGCAACUCAUGAGAAUAUUCCAAUUAUGAUGGUCGGAAACAAAGCAGAUCUCCGUCAAGAUAUUACAGAACAAGGGCAAAAGUGUGUGCCUAUAAACUAUGGAGAAAAGCUGGCUAUGACUUACAAUGCACUAUUCUGUGAAACAAGUGCUAAAGAUGGAUCUAAUAUUGUAGAAGCAGUUCUUCAUCUUGCUCGUGAGGUGCGAAAACGAAGUGAUAAUCAAGAUGAUACAAGAUCAGUAACCAGCCUGGCUGGGACACCUGUCAAAAAGUCAGCACUCACAAAAAACUGUUGUAAUGUUUAA
Molecule: messenger RNA, 2166 nt
Organism: Melozone crissalis (California towhee)
Lineage: Eukaryota; Metazoa; Chordata; Aves; Passeriformes; Passerellidae
Gene: RASEF
Product: RAS and EF-hand domain containing
Exons: 17
Coding region: 1-2166 (721 amino acids)
Molecular function (GO): GTP binding; calcium ion binding; GTPase activity
Source: RefSeq, a predicted model, not a curated record